Messenger RNA from Topomyia yanbarensis, 1326 nucleotides. RefSeq names its product protein phosphatase 1 regulatory subunit 42-like. Lineage: Eukaryota; Metazoa; Arthropoda; Insecta; Diptera; Culicidae. The record is from RefSeq and is a predicted model, not a curated record. The transcript has 4 exons. The coding region runs from base 107 to 1210 and encodes 367 amino acids. Gene Ontology annotation, molecular function: protein binding.
UCGACCAACGAGACGAGAAAAUCUACCCAGCUAACCGCUUUCUGGUUUAUCGUUCAGAUUUUUUGACAAUUUCCACUGGAAAUUUUUUAACUCCAGUGAAGUGAUUAUGAAACUUAAAAAAUCAGCCAAGAAAGCGAGCAGCAACUUAACUCACAUCUAUCUGAACGAUAAGAAUAUCACCCAAAUCACCAGUAUUUAUCCGUCCAAACGAAUUUUAGUACUCUACUUGCACAACAAUCAAAUAUGUCGCAUCGAAAAACUGGACGCAUUUGUGCAUCUGACACACCUCUAUCUACAGUGGAAUAACAUACGGAAGAUUGAAAAUCUGGACGCUCUGAGGAAUCUCAAACAGUUGUACCUUGGUUACAAUAAGAUCAGCAGAUUGGAAAAUUUGGAAAAUUUGAAAAAGUUGGAGCAGAUCCACAUUGAACGGCAACUGUUGGAUGGAACCACACAGUUCGAAUUCGACGAAGAAUGCGUGAAGGCUUUGGCGAACCACCUGAAGGUAUUGAACGUAAAAAAAUUGCGGCUAACUCACCUAAACUCCUUGGAACCACUCUGGAAACUGGAAGUACUACUUGCCUCCGACAAUAGUUUCAAAUCUACCGACGAAAUUACUCCGGCGAUCAGCGCUCUGUACUCACUUCGCGUCCUCGAUCUUCAAGGCUGUCUCGCCCAGAAAGACAUCUACUAUCGAGAGAAGGUCACUGCUGCCGCGGGUCAUAAAUUAUUGCUGCUGGACGGUAAAAUAAUUUCCCAGUCGACACGCAAUUUUAUCAAAAAUCUUCAAAGUAUCAAACAGGAGAAAAAACGACGUGCCCUGGCAAACGCCGAAGAAAAAGCCAAAACCCCCAGCAGUUGCAAGCCACCGCUGGACUACAAUAGUGGCACUGAGUCCGCCCUGUUUCCGUGUAACAUCGGACGUUUCAACUUUCCAACGACCAAUUCAUUGUUUCAGGUGACUCCAAGAAGACCCAUUGUUCAGCGUUUACCUCGUAAACCAGUUCUUCGUUCAACAGUUCUAAUGAAAACAAUGUCAGCAUCUUUCGGAGAUGAACUGUUCAGUCGGGAAGAGACAAAGGAUAGGUCUAGUAAAAGCAACAGCAACGAAGUGAUACUGCAAGGGAAACUUAUAAAGGCGGAAGCGCCAGUGUUUAAGGACAAGAUUCGAAUUCAACGAAAGGUUCAGUCACUUCCGUCUAUCGAGUGAUGGUCGCGACAGUAUUUACGGAGUGCGUGUGAGUGUGAUGUAGAUCUACUUUUUCUUAUCAUUUAGAUCCGCGUAGACGAGAAAAUUGACUGAAAAUUAUAAAUAAACGUUUGAAA